CCUUCGACAUCUUCUGUCAUCAUCACAUUCUGAAACCAUUUUUCUCAACAACAAGAAGAAGCAAGGCAUCUGGUUUCCUCAAUAUUAAUUCAGUUGAGAGUUCAGACGAGUCAUAAAUAUAUAUGUGAUUAUUGGAGCAGAAAAUACAUACACUCAUAAUCAAUGGCACUAAUCACAACUGGUGGAAACCCAUCAUCUUCUGCAACUGAAGAUAUUGAACAAUUGAACUUGAAUUACUACCAAGAACUGUACCGUGCUGCACUCAAAGGCAAUUGGAAAGAGGCUAAGAGUUUUUUGGACAGAGAUCCUGAUGCUGUCAAAGCUAGGAUCUCAAAUUUAAAAAUGACUGCACUUCAUGUUGCUGCUUGUGAAGGGCACUCAGAAUUUGUGGAGAAUAUAGUGGCACUUAUGCCCGCAGGUGAACUGGCAGAACUGGAUGACCUUGGCUAUACAGCCCUCCACUAUGCUGCCAUAGGUGGAAGCCUGAGGUCUGCUAAGGCAUUGUUGGCGGCGAAUUCCAAUUUAACGCAAGUUGUCGAUAGUGAAGGAAGAACACCUCUCCUCCUGGCUGCCAGUUUGGGUUCCGAGAGUAAAGAGGUGGUGUGGUACUUGUUGUUGGUAACUACAGAUGAGAAACCUGGUCAACCCUUCACUGGUCCAAGGGCUGCUUACCUUAUCAAUGUGCUUAUUGCCUCAGGUCUCCAUGAAAUUUCACUGUAUCUACUUGAGAAACACCCUCACUUGGCAACUGCUAUUGAUCAUCAAGAUAAUAAUUGCACUCCUUUAUUUAUUUUGGCAAGGAACCAGUCAAACUUCCUUAGUGGCAGCAGGCUUGGCUUUUGGGAAACCUGCAUUUACCAAUUUCUACCUGUUGAAGUGAACUAUGGCCCACCGCGUUCAGUGAGGGCCUAUGUUGGGGGACAUGAAAGCGUCCAAGACCAACUGAGAAUGCCAACAUCAGCACAGAAUAAAGUUCUUCAUGGGUUAAGAAGACUGCUUUGUGGAGCUAUUAAACCAAUAGCAUCAGCUCGUUUCAGGCAACUCCAAGAUGCAAAACUUAGACAUCAUUGUGCAGUUGAACUAGUACAACAAAUUUGCAAACAAAUUUCAAAGAAGAAUAUUUCUGAGCGUUUGGACUAUCUUUUGAAAUUAGAAAUCCUCAACACGGCCACCGUUAAUGGGACAACUGAAAUUUUAAGGACACUCCUAAAUUUUUUUCCUGAUUUAAUUUGGGUUCGCUUCCGCAACAACAGAUUUUUAGUACUCACUUAUGCUAUUGAACAUCGUCAUGAAAAUCUUUUCCGUAUGGUGUGUGAUAAGACUGCACGAAAUAAAUUAAUGGCUUUUGCAGUACUAGAACCGAGGGAGACCAUCUUGCAUCUGGCAGCAAAGUUGCCUCCCCUUUCCCAACUAUCAUCUAUAUCUGGUGCAGCUCUACAAAUGCAGAGAGAGUUGCAGUGGUUCAAGGUGGUGGAGAACCUAGUUCACCCUUAUUAUAAGGAGUAUCCAAACAAAAGUCUCGAAACUGCAAGGGAAUUAUUCACCAAGGAACAUAAACAAUUAGCUGAGAGUGGAGAGAAAUGGCUAAAGGAUACUUCAAAUUCUUGCAUGCUCGUUGCAGCUCUCGUUGCCACAGUUGUGUUUGCUGCUGCUUUUACAGCACCUGGAGGUAACAACAACGAUGGAGAUCCAAAUUUCUUAGAUAAGAACACAAUCGUGUUCAUGGUGUUUGCUGUUUCAGAUGCAAUAUCUCUAUUUGCUUCUUUAACUUCCCUCUUGAUGUUUUUAUCAAUUCUAACUGCACGUUAUGCCGAAGAAGAUUUCCUCGAGUCAUUACCAAAGAAGUUGAUAAUAGGUUUAGCUUCUCUCUUCAUUGCUAUAGCCACCAUGAUGGUAGCCUUUGGUGCAACUUUUACAAUUGUGCUCAGCAAGAAAUUCAAUUGGGUUUAUAUCCCGAUCACCUUGCUGGCCUCUUUCCCGGUGACUCUUUUCGCCUUGCUGCAGCUUCCCUUGUUUAUCCAAAUGGUCCGAUCAACAUUUGGACGGAGCAUCUUUAGACCUCAAAACAUUUGGUAGACUUCUUUCUUCCUUGCACUUUCAGGGGAACUUCCAAAAUAAAAUAAAUAAAUGAAAGUGACAGGAGACUCUCGUCUUUUACAAGGAGAAAGAGUGUUUUUUUGGGUCUGAAUGGAGAGAGAGAGUCGUCUGUCAAAAAGCAAAAAGACAACAUGUUGACCUUACCAGUCGUCCAUUUUCUUUACGGGAAGAAGACACGAAGGAAGCAUCCUACUUUUUUUAAAUUUUUUUUAUUUUUAUAAUUGCAUCCUCCUUUCUUCAAAUAGCACAAGAUCAAGAAUUGUGUUCUUGAUUUUUGCUAAUUAUUUUAGCAAACAGACAUAUAUACUUAAUCAUCAAUGGCCCUCCCAACCGGUGAAAUCACACUGGAUAUGGAGCCAAGUGGUGGCUCCUUGCAACCAACCAUCAUUACUCACAGUAAAGCACGCACCAAUCAUUAUACAACAAGUGGCGGAAACCCAUCUUCUUCAACAGAACCUAUCCCAAUACAGCAUAGCAAUCCUGGUCAGAAAUUGGAAGUGAACUUGGAUGACUACCUACCACUGUACCGUGCCGCAUCCAGAGGCAAUUGGGAAGAGGCUAGAAAGUUUCUGGACACACAUCCUAAUUCUGAGAGAGCUAGGAUCUCAAAUUCAUCAAUGACUGCACUGCAUGUUGCUGCUUGUGAAGGGCACUCAGAGUUUGUGGAGAAACUAGUGAAACGUGUGCCUGCAGAUGUGCUUGAAAUGCUUGAUGGCAUAGGCUACACAGCCCUCCACUAUGCUGCUAUAGGUGGAAGCCUGAGGUCUGCUAAGGCAUUGUUGGGGAAAAACCCCAAGUUGACACAAUGUUUAGAUAGCGCGGGAAGAACUGUGCUACUCCUAGAUGCCACUUUUGCUUCUGAGAAUAAGGAGCUGGUGUGGUACUUGUUGUUGGUAACUAAACAUGAGAAACCUGGUCUUCCCUCAACUGGUCCUUUGGCUGCUAACCUUGUCAAUGUGCUUAUUGCUUCAGGUUUCCCUGGUAUUUAGCCUCUCGUGCACAAUUGAGGCUAACUAUCAAACCACCUGUACAGUUAGUUUUGAUCAAUUAGAGGUGAAACUGGCUAUAUUGCACCAAUUGACACUUUCUUGAAUGAUUUCGUUCUCUGUUGCAGUUCAUUGGUUAAGACAAAUGCUUUUUGGAGCUAUUAAACGAAUAGCACCAGCUGGUUUCAUGUGACUCCAUGAUGCAAAGCUCAGACAUCAUUGUGCAGUUGAACUACUGAGACAAAUUUGCUUACAACUUUCACAGGAGCAGAUUAAGUCAGAUAUCCUCAAGAUAGCUGCCACUAACGGGAUAGUUGAAUUUAUAAGGACACUAGUAGAAUUUUUUCCUGAUCUAAUGUGGUUUAUCCUCAGCAAAGACCGAUAUUUAUUACUCCCUUUUGCUAUUGAAUUUCAGCAUGAAAAUCUUUUCCGUAUUGUCUGUGGUAAGACUGCACGAAGUAAAUUAAUUGCUUCUACACUACUUGAAUCUGAAUCCGGGGGAACCAUCUUGCAUCUGGCAGCAAAGUUGGCUCCUCUUCCCCAACUCUCAUCUGUAUCUUGUCCAGCUCUAAAAAUGCAGAGAGAGUUGCAGUGGUUCAAGGUGGUGGAGAAACUAGUUCACCCUUAUUAUAAGGACAAUCUGAAU
This is a messenger RNA of Prunus avium (sweet cherry), 3729 nucleotides long. The record is from RefSeq and is a predicted model, not a curated record. NCBI's taxonomy places the organism in Eukaryota, Viridiplantae, Streptophyta, Magnoliopsida, Rosales, Rosaceae.